Molecule: messenger RNA, 2532 nt
Organism: Haliotis rufescens (red abalone)
Lineage: Eukaryota; Metazoa; Mollusca; Gastropoda; Lepetellida; Haliotidae
Exons: 4
Coding region: 71-2035 (654 amino acids)
Biological process (GO): positive regulation of JNK cascade; positive regulation of canonical NF-kappaB signal transduction
Molecular function (GO): protein binding; signaling receptor activity
Source: RefSeq, a predicted model, not a curated record
UAAUACCUAAAUAUAGAACGCACCCUUUUUUUCAUGGCGUCGCCUCUCACUGUGUCAACUGGUCUCCGAAAUGUGGCGAAUACUUCUAUUUUCCUGUCAUCUUGUGAUGAUAAUAUUUCUAAAUGUUUCAUUUCACAAGUGCGAGGAGAGUUCCGCUUGUCCAAAAGAUCAUUACACGGGAAAUAAUUCUCGCUGUCAACCGUGUACACAGUGCAGCGAUGGGUUCAUGCUGGUCGAAUCUUGUACAAACCAAUCAGAUACGGUUUGCAGGUCAUGUGACCUUGGAACUUAUUCCACCGGGGGAUUUAAAUGUCAAAACUGUUCCCAGUGUCAACCGGGAACCUAUGUGUCGCGCCACUGUACUUUGACCUCUGACACGCAAUGCCAACCGUGUGCCAAAAACAUGUACUCUUCUGAUUGGUCAGCUGGAUUCUGCAUGCCGUGCAGUAGAUGUAGCAGGGCAAUGACGGUGGAGAGGAACUGUAGCAAGACCCAUGACUACAAGUGCGGAGAUUGUAUCGAAGGCUACUACCGCCACCCGAACCUGCCCAGCACGUGCAUCAAGUGUUCCUACUGCUACCCCGACCACCCGGGGGCCACUGUGGUGGUGGACGAGUGCCUCACCAAGAGCCGGGACCCCACCAUGACGUGUAUGCCUCUACUUGGAGGGUGGCCUUUGAAGUCUUAUGGGACGCAAGCCAAGAACCGAAAAUCUGCUACGACAUCCUUACCAGCAUCGCCUCCAACGAUACCUACAGUGCACAUGAUUUCGUCUGCGCCAUUUCUUUAUGACGAGUCUUACAGCGUCCCUAUACCCCCUAACGUCGCUAUAAUUAUAAUCAUUGUCUGUAUUAUAUUAAUCAUCAUCAUACUUGCGAUAUUUUGUACACUUCACAAACGUAAACAGUUACCCAAAAAAUCUGAAACCUUAAGUUUCCUCAGUCAAAUGUGUCAUUGUAAAAAUUCCGAUUUGAAAAUGAAAGAUGGUAAAGAAAUCCCCCCGUACACCCAGAAAUCUAAGCAGGUCGAGUUUGUCAUUACGCAUGAACCAGGAUCUAAUAACGACGCUAGGGGUAGAGCACGUACCUUCGAUGAUGAAGUUCCUAUGGUGUCUUGCAGCCAGUGUCUCAUUCAUUACGGUAUAGGCGGUGGAUUGGAUUCAAAUGAAGCCACGAUUGGUCAGAAUAAUGCACGUGACGAACCUCCAGUACGGGAAACAUACACAGUUGAGAUAGACGUUGUAGAACGAUCUCAUCCAAGCCCAGUGAAUAAGCUUCCAAAAGACUCUAAAGCUAAUGGGAUUUCUGACAGUGGACAUGACCUCACAGAUGCCUCAAAUCACGAAUGCGGAACUGAGAAUUCGGGUAAUUCUGUAGAAAAGAGAACAUCGUUAGCUGACAAUAACGGCUUUGAACGUGAAGAAACUUCAGUGACUCAACCCUCUCCUCCCGUAUCGAUUCAAGAGAAGGACGAGAAGCACCAAGGAGAAGGUAGCCAGGGAGCCUCCGAACCGCUAGUAGUACCAGCUAACAAGACGCUGAUGAGCCUAACACGAUCUUCAGAUGUUGGAAGCUACGAUUCAGAUGACGGUGGUCUUUCUUGUGUCCAACCAGAGUCGGUAAUGAUAUCUAGUUUGAAUGCUACUAUAGUACCUACACGACUCGCCCAGCGCAUGGACAGAGGUAUAGCAGAGGGCGGAACAGAUACGGAUAGGGCUGAGAAUGUAUCACGCCAUUGCGGCAGUGCUGAGAACGUUUCAGACCAUCGUGGCAGGGCUCCCCAGGCCGAUUUGUGUCGAGCUCCAGAUGCCCUCAACCCUCGAGGUCUCCAGCGUCUGAUGAGUAGUAGAGGGGAUGCAGGUAGCGACAGUGAUGGGUCGUCCCCGCGGUCAGCCAUGUCCAGUGACUACGACUCUGACGUUGUGGUCAACAGGACCUUGCUGGGCAGAGGUCAGAGCAGGUCUGCUUCUGGAGAGCGUCGUCGAGGACGGGUGAAGAAGAAAACGAAACGGCACUCUAAUCAGGGAGUACGGUGAUUUAACACCAACAGUGGAAUAAUGGAGCCCUACUCCAAACUUGACACAUUUACCCCCAGGCUUGAUUUAACAACGUUUCAUUUUAAGAGCUCUUCUCAACUACAUGUUCUUGUGUAAAUCACAUUGGACUUUACCAUGUUUACUAUACCACAAAAUGGGGGCGGUCGGGUAGCCCAGUGGUUAAAGCGUUCGCUCGUCACGCCGUCAUGUUCGAAUCCCGACGUGGGUACAUGUGAAGCUCAUUUCUGGUGUCCCCCGCCGUGAUAUUGCUGGAAUAUUGCUAAAAGCGGCGUAAAACCAUAUCCACUCAUGUACUGCCACAUUUAAAUGGCGUUCUGUGAUAAAUACUUUUUUCUAAAGCCAACUCAACACACUCACUGACUCUUACACGAAUAAGUAAACAUAAAUCGCAUCAAAGGUACAUAUGCUUAAUUAUUUUAACCAUUCAUGUAUUUUGUAUAGAAUCUAUAAGAAAAUAAAUCCAAUAGAUCUCUGUG